Paraglomus occultum is the source of this 228-nucleotide messenger RNA. The record is from the annotation of a GenBank genome assembly. Lineage: Eukaryota; Fungi; Glomeromycota; Glomeromycetes; Paraglomerales; Paraglomeraceae.
AUGUCGAGUCUGGAGUCAAAACGUAGACUUUUUCAUUUCAAGAAACAAGACAUCGAGGCACUGAGAGUAGGCUUCGUACUCGCCUGCAAAGCACUCACCAGAACUCCUGACGCUCACAAAAUGAGUUGGGUCUUAGUGAAUGCAGGCGCCGAUACGGACACGACUGAAAUUAAGACGGACUCGCUCAUGAUGGACUCUGCUGCUUCUCGGUCUUUAACAGCUGGGUGA